Messenger RNA from Trichomycterus rosablanca, 9717 nucleotides. RefSeq names its product RAN binding protein 2 (gene ranbp2). The transcript is spliced from 30 exons. The record is from RefSeq and is a predicted model, not a curated record. Gene Ontology annotation, molecular function: protein binding; peptidyl-prolyl cis-trans isomerase activity; GTPase activator activity. The coding region runs from base 89 to 9226 and encodes 3045 amino acids. Gene Ontology annotation, biological process: protein peptidyl-prolyl isomerization; protein folding; NLS-bearing protein import into nucleus. Gene Ontology annotation, cellular component: nuclear pore; intracellular membrane-bounded organelle; cytoplasm. NCBI's taxonomy places the organism in Eukaryota, Metazoa, Chordata, Actinopteri, Siluriformes, Trichomycteridae.
UGUGCAAGUUCAGGUCGCUAGUUAGCGGCAAAAGUGCAAAACUGAGUUUAGCAGCUAUUACGGAUAAGGUUGCGAACUUUUCGCAGCUAUGAGGCGAAGUAAGGCAGACGUCGAACGCUACAUUUCUUCGGUCGAGAGCCUUUCUCCUGCUCAAAAAGAGAAACCAAUAAAAGGCUUUUUAUUUGCAAAGCUAUACUUUGAAGCCAAGGAGUAUGAACUUGCUAAAAGGCAUGUAUCAGCAUAUUUAACUGUUCAGGUCAGAGAUCCCAAAGCACAUAGAUUCCUUGGUCAGCUCUAUGAAUUGGAAGGUGAAAUUGAAAAAGCAGUUGGAUGUUACAAGCGUUCAGUGGAGCUGAACCCAGCCCAGCGUGACCUGGUUCUUAAAGUGGCCGAGCUCCUGUGCAGUAAGCCAGAACUUGACAGCAGGGCAGAAUUUUGGGUGGAGAAGGCUGCUAAGCUUUUGCCAGGUCAUCCAACUGUCUUUGACCUAAAGGAGAAACUGCUGAGUGCUCGGGGACAGCAAGGCUGGAACCAGCUAUAUGACCUCUUACAGUCUGAGCUCCAACUGCGGCCUUCUGACGCCCACGUGAACCGCAAACUGGUUCAGUUAUACUCCCUUGAUGGACGUUUGGAAGAAGCGGCCAAGCACUGUGUGAACGUGGAAAGAACUGGGCUUUUACGGCACAGCUUGGAUUGGUACACCACAGUUGUUCAGACUCUUCAGGAUUAUGUGGCUCAGCCAAAUGUAUCUUCUAACGAGAAGUCAUGUCGCAAGUUUCGAAAGGAACUUCUGCUGGCACACUGCAAUCUACUAAGGCUUACACUUGCUGAAAAGGAUUUCGGGGAAAGUCUAGAUGCAUUUCAGAUUUUUGACCACGCUAUGCAGUCUUUAAAGAACACUGCGACAAAAGUCAUGGAUGAGCUUUCAGACAUCUUUACAGAAAUGCGAGGUCAUUUGUAUCUUUAUGCCGGGACCCUGCUGCUAAAGAUGGCCGUGGAAAAAGAACAGCAAUGGAAAGCCAUCAUUGAUCUAGCAGCACUUUGUUAUCUUUUAGCUCACCAGCUUCCCAGACCAAAGGCAAAGCCUGAGAAGGGUGAUCAGGCACCACCAAACCCGCUGGAGUCCUUAGCUUGUUAUCGUCAAAGCCAAGCAGGUCACAUGCUUCUGAAUAUGAAUCAGGAGACGGAACACUUUUUGAAGGAGGCUGUGGAGGUGUUCGGUAACAGGAGUGGACAAGAUGCCCUUAUUGAGAUUCUCUUCAAUACUCAGGCCUCUAUGGAUCUCUCCUUCAUUGGAAACGAUGAUCUCUCUAGCGUCAAGGCUCAGACGCCAGACAUACAAGAGCUUGCCAAGUGGGACAAUGGUUCAAUCUUGCACUGUGGGGAUUUACAGUAUCUUGUAUGGCUGGGCCUGCAGUGGUCGAUGAUGAACCAGAGACCUGCACUUAAAGACUGGCUAAAGCAGCUAUUGCCUCGUCUCUCAUUGGAGACUUUUAAACUCGACACCAACGCUCCAGAGUCCAUCUGUUUGCUUGACCUUGAGGUCUUUCUCUGUGGUGUGGUAUUCACAAGUCAUACCCAGCUGUGUGAGACUGCUAAGAUUUUUACUACCCACCGGUUGCAUGAGCCACGAUGUUUGCCUGUGCAGCUCCUGAAACUGUUGUCCUCAGUAAGACAGAGGGAAUGGUGGGAUGCAGUCUACAACCUCAUUCAUAAAAAAACACUGCCUAAUAUGUCUGCUAAACUGCGGAUGAUUGUCCAGCAUGGCCUGAACACACUGCGAGCAAGAGAGAAACAUGGUCUUCAGCCUGCACUUCUUAUUCAUUGGGCUCAGCACUUGAGCAUAAUGGGUCGUAACAUGAAUUCCUAUUAUGAUCAGAAAGAAUAUGUUGGCCGCAGCGUUCACUACUGGAAUGUUGUUCUUCCUUUGCUUGAAGCAAUUGAAAAGAAACGCAGCAUUCCUGAGCCUCUCGAUCCAAUAUUCAUGCAUUUCCACAGUAAAGACAUACAGGUAUCUGUAAUAAAAGCUUAUAAGCAGGAGAUGAAAAUCGCAUCUGCUACACUUCUUGACAUUGAAGGCAGAACUGAUGAGGCCAUCUUGAUGCUUGAACAGCUCAAUUCCAUCUACUCUCAUUGGCAUCUUGCUCAAAUCUACCAGAGGCUUUCUGAGGAGGCAGGGAGUGGUGUUGAAGAAACUCAAGAUAAAUACAUCAACCUUCUCCAUCAGUUUAAGAAGUACUUAUCAAGGAUCUACAAUGCCAAUGCAGAUGAAGUAGACAAGCUGCCUGUGUCAAUGGAGGAGGUCAUGGAUUUACUCAACGAAGUCAAUCAACAGCUUGAAGAGAGUGGGGAGGCUGUUGAUGGAGAUUAUGAAGGGCAUCCUAUGACCUCAAGCCCAAGAUCAGUUACAAAAGCUACAGUUGCUUCACCAGCCAAAAGCAUACUCUCACCUUCCAAGAGAUCAGUGUUUUCUCCCAAGACACCACCAGCUUGGGCAGAGGAUCAGAAGUCAAUCUUGCAGAUGCUCUGUCAACAAAUUGAGGGCUUAAAGAAUGAGGUUCAUGAUCUGAAGCAUAAUGCGUCUGGGUCGGCAGAGGUGCCCUUCCAGCCGGUAUAUGGAGGGAGUUACUCGGCAGAGACUUUUCAGGAACCUUUCUCAGCUACACAAGCAUUCCAUGGGGUGCCUCUUACAGUUGCUACAACAGGUCCCUCUGGAUACUACAAUCAGUCCCCUGCACAUAAUUCACAGUACCUUCUCCGGACUGCCGCAAAUGUGACACCACCAAAGCCACCCGUGUAUGGAAUAAAUAGUCUUCCUCAGCCGCAUAUGUACGCAUACCAGCAAGCAACACACACCCCACCUCUUCAAACAGGAGCAUGCAUGUAUCCUCAAAAUCAGGACUUUAAUAACCCACUUAGGUUUGAGUCACCAGCUACAACCAUGCUCUCCCCCUACUAUGAAGGUCAUAAUAUUUCUCAGCCUUCAGCUAAUCCGACAUUGCCAGAGCCUGGCUACUUCACCAAGCCCUCUGCCAAACCUUCCCAGACCUACAAGAGCACUGAAGGCAAGUCAGUGGGCUUUGGCCAGCAGGUUCCAGCUGAAACUUCAAAGGUCCCUGUUAUAAAGGGAGGAACCACAGAGCAAACAACCCUAUCUGCCGCUACAUUCAAGUUCAAGUCAAAUUUCAAAAGUAAUGAUGGCGACUUUACCUUUACAUCGACAGAGAUGAAAAAUAACAGCGAAAGCCUUUUGGGUCUUCUGAUUUCAGACAUUCCAGCCAGAACUGAUGGAAAUUCAGCACCGAAAUCUCAAUCAACAGAUCAAACAUCAAGUGGGGUCUUUCAGUUUGGUAAUAAAGCUGCAGCAGGGUUUUCCUUCACAGAUGGUUUCCAGGGUAAAACUAAUCUCUUUGGAAAAUCUGUUUCAACCACUGGCUUUGCGAGUGAUGAGAGAAAUGCUGAAAGUGAUGACAGCAUUCACGUUGAAGAGGAUGAGGACGGACCCCAUUUUGAGCCUAUUGUCCCACUGCCCGAUAAGAUUGAUGUCAAAACUGGUGAAGAGGAGGAAGAAGAAAUGUUCUGCAACAGAACAAAGCUGUUUCGAUUUGAGGCCGAAACCAAAGAAUGGAAAGAAAGAGGCAUUGGAUGCAUUAAAAUCUUAAAGCACAGAACAGCCGGCAAAUUUAGAUUGUUAAUGAGGAGGGAACAAGUACUAAAAAUCUGUGCAAAUCACUACAUCACUGCUGACAUGGUUCUGAAACCUAAUGCCGGGUCGGAUAAGUCAUGGGUUUGGUAUGCUAUGGAUUAUGCUGAUGAGAUGCCAAAGACAGAGCAGCUAGCCAUUCGCUUUAAGACUGCUGAUGAAGCGGCGCUGUUCAAACUGAAAUUUGAGGAAGCUCAGAAAGCUAUUCUUGCAUCUCCACAAUUACAGAGUCAGAUGAAGGAAACCAACCACAGACCAAACAAAUCUAACAAAGAGGUGUCUAGCAAAAACAUCGACCUUAAAACCCAGUUUGCGAAAAAGGCAGGUGAGUGGGAUUGUAACAUCUGCAGUGUAAGAAACGCCUCCUCAUCUCAAACAUGUGUUGCUUGUAACAAUCCUAAUCCCAAAUCUCAAACUAAACCCACUGAGGAAUUCAAAGUUACUACUUCAUUGACUUGCUCUGCACAGUCAUUUCCUUUUGGAACUGGAGGUUUAGCACAUGCUGGUGACAAUGCCAACUUUAAAGAGUUUGGAUCCCAAAUUCCACUUUCUUUCAAAUUUGGAACACACACACCUGGACCUUCAUCCAGUGAAGGUGAUAAAAAGACUAGUCAGCUGGAAGCAUCGGGGUCUCAGGGAUUUGGCUCUCGGUUUGCUAAGACACCAGGGCAGUGGGAUUGUCCAACAUGUGCUGUAAGAAAUGAUGCACCUGCAAUAAGUUCUGGCUUCUCCUUUGGGUCUGGCUUUGACAAAUUUGUCAAAAAAGAGGGACAGUGGGAUUGUCCUACAUGUGAAGUAAGGAACGAAGCAUCUGCAAGUGCUUGCGCUGCAUGUCAAACUGCAAAUCCUUCAGCUAAAACCACUGCUGUGAAACCGCCUGCGAGUUCUGGCUUCUCUUUCGGGUCUGGCUUUGAGAAAUUUUUCAAAAAAGAUGGACAGUGGGAUUGUCCUACAUGUGAAGUAAGGAACGAAGUGUCUGCAAACACUUGUACUGCAUGUCAAACUGCAAAUCCUUCAACUAAAACCACUGCUGUGAAACCUCCUGUAAGUUCCGGCUUUGACAAAUUUGUUAAAAAAGAGGGACAGUGGGAUUGUCCUACAUGUGCAGUAAGGAACGAAGCAUCUGCAAGUGCUUGCGCUGCAUGUCAAACUGCAAAUCCUUCAACUAAAACCACUGCUGUGAAACCGCCUGCGAGUUCCAGCUUUGACAAAUUUGUCAAAAAAGAGGGACAGUGGGAUUGUGAUGUCUGUUUAGUCAGGAAUGAGGCGUCUGCCACAAACUGUGUUUCUUGCCAGACUUUACAUAGCGGUGGAAAGAAAGACGGGCCUUGGAACUGUGAUCACUGUCUAGUAAGAAACGAAGGCACAUGUAGUCAUUGUAGGUCUUGUAAAAACCCUAAACCGAACACAAAUAGCAGUUCAGCGGCACCCUCCUCCUCCUCAUUUGGUGUUAGUCAAGGUAGUCAACCUAAACCUACAGGAUUUAAACCCAGCUUUAAUGCUAGUAGUACUUUUAAGUUUGGUCAGACUAAAAAGGAAACCAAUCAAGUAACUUUUAAAUUUGAGUCUUCUGCAACCGCAGAUGAAGCUUCUUCAAACAAAUCAAAAUUCUCUUUUUCAUCACUGAUCCCUGGCGGUGCAUUCAAAUUUGGUUUGAAAGGAGCAGAAUCAAAGUCGAAAGAUCAAGGCCCAAGUGGUUCUGCCUCAGUGUUUUUAAAAAACAUUGCUGAUCAACACAAGGAGAAGGAAAAAGACAUCAAAUCGACUUCCCCUGUCCAGCCAGUGAGCAAAGGUGGUACUGAUGACUGUCCUCUAUUUACAGGUAAAUCCAGCACAUUUAGCUUUGAAGAUUUGGCAAAGACUGCACAAGGUGACUUUCAGUUUGGACAAAAAGACCCCAAUUUUAAAGGCUUUGCAGGGGCUGGUGAGCAACUUUUCACAACAUCCCAGCAAAGCCAAAAGACAGAGUCCUCUGUUGAUCAAGAAGAGGAAGACAUGUAUAAAACAGAAGAAAAUGAUGAUAUUCAGUUUGAACCGGUGGUUAAGAUGCCUGACAAGGUUGACCUUGUUACAGGGGAAGAGGAGGAAGAGUGUCUCUAUACAAACCGUGUUAAGCUCUUCAGGUUCGAUACCGAGACUAAUCAGUGGAAAGAACGAGGUGUUGGAAACCUAAAACUUCUUAAAAAUAGCGUCAAUGGCCGGCUCAGAGUUCUUAUGAGGCGAGAGCAGGUGUUAAAGGUGUGCGCUAAUCACUGGAUCACUACCACGAUGAAUCUGAAGCCACUUUCUGGGUCUGAUCGUGCCUGGAUGUGGCUAGCAAAUGAUUUUUCAGAUGGAGAUGCCAGGUUGGAACAGUUGGCUAUCAAGUUUAAAACCCCUGAACUUGCAGAAGUGUUCAAACAGAAGUUUGAGGAGUGUCAAAAGCUCCUUUUGGACAUUCCUCUACAGACCCCUCACAAGCUUACCACUUCUGACAGGACGGCAAACCUUAUACAGAAAGCUGAGGAGAUGAAAUCUGGUCUCAAAGAUCUAAAGUCAUUCUUGACUUAUGAUGGAACUAAGGCCAAGCAUGGAGAAAGCGAUGCCGUGACUUCAAUCGAUUUCUCUAAUGUCCAUAUCAAAACCCAUUCUGAAACCACCGGACCAACGUUGGAGUGGGACAACUAUGACUUACAAGAUGACGUUCACAAUGAAAGUGCUGACACGUCUGUAUACGCCUCUCCGCUAGCCAGCAGUCCAUUGCCCAGAAAUUUGUUCCGUUUUGGAGAAUCGACGGCUGGAUUUGGUUUUAAUUUCCAGCCAAUUUUUAGUCCUUCGAAAUCCCCAGCCAAGGUAAACCAAAGCAGGACUUCUGUAGGAACAGAUAGCGAGCACGACACAAGCCAAGAAGAGGAAAGAGAUGGUCAGUACUUUGAACCAGUUGUGCCUUUGCCUGAUCUCGUUGAUAUUUCUACUGGGGAGGAGAAUGAGCAGGUGGUGUUCAGUCACAGAUCAAAGCUAUAUCGCUAUGAUAAAGACAUCUGCCAAUGGAAAGAGAGAGGCAUAGGAGACAUCAAAAUUCUGCAGAACUACGAAACUAAACGCACAAGGCUUGUCAUGCGACGGGAUCAGGUUCUCAAACUAUGUGCAAACCACUGGAUAACUACAGACAUGAAACUCGAGCCGAUGAAGGGAUCAGAAAAGGCAUGGAUCUGGAGUGCGUUUGAUUUCGCUGAAGGAGAAAGAAAUGUCGAGCAGUUGGCUGUGCGCUUCAAGUUGCAAGAGAAUGCCGAUUCUUUUAAAGAUUGCUUCAACAAAGCCAAGGAGGCCCAGGAAAAGAAAAGCCUUCUAGAGGUCAUGUCUCCUGGAAAAGCUGUGACCUCCCAAGAGACCAUCUGUGGUAAAGCUGCCAUAGCAGUGCUUGAGGAAACCACCAGAGAAAUAACUGUGCCGGUGUCUGAGAGCAGUGGUUCACCUACUACACCAACCAACAGAUCACACAGCCCCUCUAAAUUAGUGGUCUCGCCUCCCAAAUUUGUCUUUGGUUCAGACUCUGUGCAGAAAAUUUUUGGAAGUCCAUCAUCAUCAUCAUCUCAGCAGGUCCCAAGCCCUACCACAGGCUCAAGAGAUAAGGAAUCCAGCGGUUCUUCAGGCUCCAAAACAUCAGGGGAGAGCACAGACUUGCCCGUAACUCCAUUCAAAGUGCCACAAAGAGGAUUGGAUUUUAGGCUUUUUAAAGAUAACCCUAUGGCUUUUUGGACGUGCACUUCAGCCACCCAGUUUCAAACUGAAGUUUCUUCUCAGGCACAGCAAGAGGAAAACCGUGCAGAAGACACAGAGAUUGAAAUUGUGUAUGAACGAAAGCCAACCAAGGAGCAAGCAGAACUGGCCCAAAAGCUGAUGCUGCCUUCUACAUUUUUCCUUUACAAAAACGUGCCUGGAUAUGUGAGUGAGGAAAGUGAUGAUGAAGAUUAUGAAACAGCAGUAAAAAAUCUGAAAGGAAAGCUUUACCCUGAUUCUGUCCCAGCCAGUCUUAAGCAAGCCAGUAGAAGUUCAGAGAACCCUGACUGUGUUAUUAUUUGGGAGAAGAAACCAACACUGGAGGAGGAAAAAAUGGCUAAAAGUCUACAGCUGCCUCGGACCUUCUUCUGUGGUGCUGGUAGUGAUCUAGAGACAGAGCCUGACGGGUCAGAGGACUUUGGAACAGAACUUCAAAAGGUGCAGCAAGCUCAGAUUGAGCUGAACAGGCAAGUGGAUCCCUUGCCUAAUAGCGGAUUGCCUAGUACCAUUGAAACCAGUAAGGCUUCUUCAGACCAGCCUCGCUCUGCAGAGUCCAGCUGUCCUGUUGAUCUUUCAACAAAGACCCAAUCGGAUGUCAGUCAAGACGCACCUUUUUUUGGAUUCAGCACUUCAAGUACAUUUUCAUUUGCAGCCUUGGCAAAGAAUUCUGAUGAAUUUGCCUUUGGAAAAAUAGAUUCCAAUUUCUCAUGGGCAAAUGCCGGGGCGGUAGUCUUCGGCAGUAGCAGCGCAACAGCCUCUCGAAAUGAGGAUGAAGAGGAAGCGGGCGGUGACGAGGAUGUUUCCAAUAAUGCAGACAUUCACUUUGAGCCUAUUGUUUCUCUGCCUGAGGUUGAGGUGAAGUCUGGUGAGGAAGAUGAGGAGAUUCUCUUUAAAGAACGGACGAAGCUUUUCCGAUGGGAUCGGGAUAUAAACCAGUGGAAAGAGCGUGGAGUUGGUGACCUUAAGAUUCUUUUCCACCCAGUGAAAAGGUCCUAUCGUUUGCUCAUGAGGCGCGAACAGGUCCUAAAAGUCUGUGCUAACCACACCAUUACCCCAGACAUCGAGCUUAAACCGAUGAACUCAUCUGCUAAUGCACUGGUGUGGACAGCUUGUGACUAUGCAGAGAGCAAUGCAAAGAUGGAGCAGCUCGCUGCCAAGUUCAAGACACCUGAAAUUGCUGAAUCCUUCAGGAAAGCCUUUACAGACUGUCAGCAGUGCAUGCGUCAAGUAGACUUCGCUCAAUCUUCUAAAAUCGCAGAAUUCUCUCGGCCAGGCAACCCCUUGGUGUUCUUCGUCAUAGCCGCCGACGAGCAGGUCCUCGGCAGGAUCACUAUUGAGCUUUUUGCUCACAUCGUCCCCAAAACUGCGGAAAAUUUUCUAGCUUUGUGCACCGGAGAAAAAGGAUUUGGAUAUCUGAAUUCUAUUUUUCACAGGAUCAUCCCUGAUUUCAUGUGUCAGGGGGGUGACAUAACCAAUCAGGAUGGCACCGGUGGAAGGUCCAUCUACGGGGGCAAGUUUGAGGACGAGAACUUCGACGUGAGGCACACCGGGCCGGGUCUGCUGUCCAUGGCCAAUUCCGGUAGAGACACAAACAGCUCUCAGUUUUUCAUCACGCUGAAGAAAGCUGAACACUUGGACUUUAAGCAUGUUGCUUUCGGUUUCGUUAAAGAAGGCAUGGACGUGGUAACGCAGAUGGGAGAGCUGGGAGCUAAAAGUGGCAAACCAAGCAAAAGGAUAAUUGUUACAGAUUGUGGACAGUUAUAAUCCUCAUGUCCUCAUCUGAUACAGAACAUGCAUCAUGUGUUGGCUUUGUUGUUUUUCUCUCUUGGGUAAAUUUUUUUUAUGUUGUUUAAUUUAAAACGUAAAGAUUGAAGAAUUGUCGUCUGUUAGCUUUCCUAAAAAGGGGUCCAAUCUCUAGAAAUAAGCUUCAUUUCUCCAUGUCUUCUAAUAAACAAAACAUUUACAGAAUCUUGAGCUCAUGUGGCAUCGUGCUGAAGAUCUGUCAAAGCCUUUUCUUGUUAUGUACAACUAUAACAGCCCAAAUAAAAGCCUUGCAGAUCGCUCAGUGGAAAAUCCGCAAUGCUGGUUGAAUCAUUUUUACUAUUUAUACAGAAUUAUCAGUGCGGAAUCGAUUUCAAUCUUAAUCAGAACAUUCAAGUUUUUACUCUGUAUAGAUUUUUGGGAGUUGUGAUUUUUACUGCCAUGUGAAUUCAACAUUUUCUUUAAUUUGACUAUAUUAAAGGUUAAAUACUUAA